Messenger RNA from Branchiostoma floridae (Florida lancelet), 3003 nucleotides. Its product is annotated as neurofilament heavy polypeptide-like. NCBI's taxonomy places the organism in Eukaryota, Metazoa, Chordata, Leptocardii, Amphioxiformes, Branchiostomatidae. The transcript is spliced from 4 exons. The coding region runs from base 1 to 3003 and encodes 1000 amino acids. The record is from RefSeq and is a predicted model, not a curated record.
AUGGUGUCCGGGGUGGGGGUCAAACCCCCAGACCUCUGCGAGAAUUGCAUAGAGGGACUGAUUAUAAUUACCGAAGAGUUGAUUACCGAAGAGUUGGCAAGAAUUACCGAACAAGAAAACAAAAAGGAGACCAGUGAAGUCGUCGAACCAAAAGUAGGAAAAGAGGCAAAGAGAGACACUGAAACUCAGAAACGAAAAGAAGUGACCCAACAGGAGACGGAGACUGUCAAUGAAGCUAAGGAAGUCGUGAAAGAAAAAGAAGAAACGAAAGAACAAGACACAGAGAGUACGGUCAUUAAACAAAAGGAAGAAACGACAGAACAAGAGACAGAGACAACAGUACAACAGACGGAGAGUGACGUUCUAAAAGAAAAAGAAGAAACGACUGAACAAAACACAGGGAGAAAAGUCCUGGAACAAAAAGAAGAAACGACAAAACAAGUGACAGAAUGUGAAGAGUCAAAGACAGAAACCAACGUCCCGGCAAUUGUAAAAGCCCACCGGAAUUUAGAGGAACAUGCUAAAGAGUUAGGUGCACAUGAUUGGUUGAACGAGGUACUUAGUGACCUUGAAAGUCCACCGGAAAGUCCUGAUUAUAUAAAUGAUAUUGAAGAAAUAACAAAAUUCCUUGAAGACAGCCCACCUGGAUCAACAGCAUCGGAAAGAGGAAGGGAAGUCAAUGACAAGACAUUUGAUUCAAGCAACAAUAAAGAAAGCGAGUUUUCAAGUGAAAAGGUGAAACAACAAGCUAAACCGGCAGCUGAAGAGGCGAUGAAAGAGACUGAAGAUACCGAACUAAAAGCUAAACCGGCAGCUGAAGAGGCGAAGAAAGAAACUGAAAAGACGGAAGAAAAAGCUGAACCGGCAGUUGAAGAGGCCAAGAAUGAUAGUUUGAAAGCGGAAGUAAAAUCUAAACAGGUAGUUGAAGGGGCGAAGAAAGAUAAUGAAGAUACAGAACUAAAAGCUGAACUGGCAGCUGAAGAGGCGAAGAAAGAAACUGAAGAUACAGAACUAAAAGCUGAACCAGGAGCAGAAGAGGCGAAGAAAGAAACUGAAAAGACAGAAGAAAAAGCGGAACUGGCAGCUGAAGAGGCAAAAAAAGAAACUGAGGAGGCGGAACGAAAAGCUGAACCGGCAGCUGAAGAGGCAAAGAAAGAACCUGAAAAGACGGAACAAAAAGCUGAACCGGCAGCUGAAGAGGCGAAGAAGGAACCUGAAAAGGCUGAACAAAAAGCUGAACCGGCAGCUGAAGAGGCGAAGAAGGAACCUGAAAAGGCUGAACAAAAAGCUGAACCGGCAGCUGAAGAGGCGAAGAAAGAAACUCAAGAUACAGAACUAAAAGCUGAACCAGGAGCAGAAGAGGCGAAGACAGAACCUGAAAAGGCAGAAGAAAAAGCGGAACCGGCAGCUGAAGAGGCGAAGAAGGCACCUGAAAAGGCGGAACAAAAAGCUGAACCGGCAGCUGAAGAGGCGAAAAAGACGGAACAAAAAGCUGAACCGGCAGCUGAAGAGGCGAAGAAGGAACCUGAAAAGGCUGAACAAAAAGCUGAACCGGCAGCUGAAGAGGCGAAGAAGGAACCUGAAAAGGCGGAACAAAAAGCUGAACCGGCAGCUGAAGAGGCGAAGAAAGAAACUAAAGAUACAGAACUAAAAGCUGAACCAGGAGCAGAAGAGGCGAAGACAGAACCUGAAAAGGCAGAAGAAAAAGCGGAACCGGCAGCUGAAGAGGCGAAGAAGGAACCUGAAAAGGCGGAACAAAAAGCUGAACCGGCAGCUGAAGAGGCGAAGAAAGAACCUGAAAAGGCUGAACAAAAAGCUGAACCGGCAGCUGAAGAGGCGAAGAAGGAACCUGAAAAGGCGGAACAAAAAGUGGAACCGGCAGCUGAAGAGGCGAAGAAGGAACCUGAAAAAGAGGAACAAAAAGCUGAACCGGCAGCUGAAGAGGCGAGGAAGGAACCUGAAAAAGAGGAACGAAAAGCUGAACCGGCAGCUGAAGAGGCAAAGAAAGAAUCUGAAGAGGCUGAACAAAAAGCUGAACCGGCAGCUGAAGAGGCGAAGAAGGAAACUAAAAAGGCGGAAGAAAAAGCUGAACUGGCAGCUGAAGAGGCGAAGAUAGAACCUGAAAAAGAGGAACAAAAAGCUGAACCGGCAGCUGAACCGACAGCUGAAGAGGCGAAGAAGGAACCUGAAAAGGCGGAACAAAAAGCUAAACCGGCAGCUGAAGAGGCGAAGAAAGAAACUGAAAAGACGGAACAAAAAGCUGAACUGGCAGCUGAAGAGGCGAAGAAAGAAACUAAAGAUACAGAACAAAAAGCUGAACUGGCAGCUGAAGAGGCGAAGAAAGAAACUGAAAAGACGGAACAAAAAGCUGAACUGGCAGCUGAAGAGGCGAAGAAAGAAACUAAAGAUACAGAACAAAAAGUGGAACCGGCAGCUGAAGAGGCGAAGAAGGAACCUGAAAAGGCGGAACAAAAAGCUGAACCGGCAGCUGAAGAGGCGAAGAAAGAAACUAAAGAUACAGAACAAAAAGCUGAACCGGCAGCUGAAGAGGCGAAGAAGGAACCUGAAAAGGCGGAACAAAAAGCUGAACCGGCAGCUGAAGAGGCGAAGAAAGAAACUGAAGAUACAGAACAAAAAGUGGAACCGGCAGCUGAAGAGGCGAAGAAGGAACCUGAAAAGCUGAAGAGGCGAAGAAGAAACCUGAAAAGGCGGAACAAAAAGCUGAACCGGCAGCUGAAGAGGCGAAGAAGGAACCUGAAAAAGAGGAACAAAAAGUGGAACCGGCAGCUGAAGAGGCGAAGAAGGAACCUGAAAAGGCGGAACAAAAAGUGGAACCGGCAGCUGAAGAGGCGAAGAAGGAACCUGAAAAGGCAGAAGAAAAAGUGGAACCGGCAGCUGAAGAGGCGAAGAAGGAACCUGAAAAGGCAGAACAAAAAGUGGAACUGGCAGCUGAAGAGGCAAAGAAGGAACCUGGAAAGGCGGAACAAAAAGUGGAACCAGUAG